Rana temporaria (common frog) is the source of this 9526-nucleotide messenger RNA. RefSeq names its product centrosomal protein 192 (gene CEP192). Gene Ontology annotation, cellular component: cytoplasm; pericentriolar material; centriole. Lineage: Eukaryota; Metazoa; Chordata; Amphibia; Anura; Ranidae. Gene Ontology annotation, biological process: mitotic spindle assembly; centrosome duplication; centrosome-templated microtubule nucleation. The transcript is spliced from 48 exons. Gene Ontology annotation, molecular function: protein kinase binding. The record is from RefSeq and is a predicted model, not a curated record. The coding region runs from base 179 to 7972 and encodes 2597 amino acids.
GGCUGCGAGUUUUGUAUUUUGUCAGCCGUCCUCUAGAUUAGACUCCGCCCUCUAGCUGAGCGGUGACUGCGCUUGCUCGGAGUACGGUGUUUGUCCUGUUCGUUUAUGUGCACCGUGUGGGGCUCUAUGUAGGCUGAGCUCUGUCACGGAGCCGGCGGUGUCAGGGUAGAGCUUUACAAUGUCUCAACGUUAUGUCAACAUAGAAGAUGAAACCUUUCCAAGCUUCCUGGCCGAGUCGAUUAGCAGUAACCUCAGUGAAGCUCUUGAUAACUGCACCAUCACAUCAAAUUUAGGAUUGCCAGUUGCUGCAUCUACAGUUGCAAAAGGCCGCACUGCUUUUGAAAGACUUUCAGAUGUCCAGGCAUCUUAUCUAGAAAACGAAAAGUUACCAGUGACAACAGAUCUUUUUACAUUAGGUCACUCUGGUGGAGAUCGAAAUGGAAAAUUUGUCUUGAGCUUUAAGGAUGAUAUGGAGUACUUGGAUACAUUUCUUGGGGCUAAAAAUCAAGCGCAAGAUGCUGAUGUGAUGGACAAGUCGUCAAAGGAGUCAAGUCGUCUGGUUUUGGAUUCCUUGCCUAAUGAAAGAAAUGAUGGCUUUUCAAAUGGCUUGGUUUCAGAUGCCAAACUUGGUAAGGUUUACAGCACGCCCUCUUCAUUGAAAGAUGCUGAGAAAGCAGAGUGUGGUUCUCCAGGUGACGAGAUACGUUUAUCUGUAGCAAGUUUUCUGGAAAAUGAAAAGUUGAUAUCUAUUGCAAGCUUAGAUGCUAGUUCUUCAGAUGAAGAGCUAAAUGAUGAAGAGUUUUACGAUGAUGAGUUAGAAGCAUACUUUAAAAAACUUCGUCCACCUGGAAUGCAACGUGGAGUUAUUGAAGGACAGGAAAUUCAAGAGCCAAAAAGAGCUUCUUUCACGGCAAUGAACUCCUUUAUAGACAGAGCUACAAAUGAACAACCUAAUGAUCUUCAGUAUGAUGAUGACUUUGAGGAGGACUUCCAGAUGCUUCAGGUCCGGCUUGCAGCGACAGGAAUGGAUUCAGCUCCAGCUAGUGAUGAUGACCUAGAAUAUGAGUUGGAGAAAGUUUCACAGCAAGCCUUACAAAGAGAACGCUUCCUAGAGAAUACAGCAAGCCAUUUGAUUGGUGAGCAGCAUAGGCCAAGUUUUCGACCAGGCUUAGAAGGCGGCAGUUCCGAAGAGGAGUCUUCUAACGAAGUAUUGAGCGUUCCUAAUCGUGCUGUGUUGUCAUGUAGGCAGUCUGCAGAGGGCCAUGGGAUUUCUUCUCCUAGGUCUUCCACGCUAGUUGGACAAGAGUCUGGACAUGGUGAUGGUAGAAGUGAAGAUGGCUUUAAGCCAUUACAGGCAUCGACAACGCACAACUCUGGAUCACGUAUAAAAGAUAUUGGUGCCAGAAAUGUUGCAGGUGAAGAACAUUUGGGUCUUUUUACUCAAGCCCCUGAAGACCGUAUGGUUCCUGUUGGGUAUGGUGGAAAAUUGAUUAAACAUGAUAUGGAACAAGACCAGAGUAAAACCUUCCGAGAUAAUGCAAAUCAUGAAAGCCAACAACGGAGUAUCCAGGAAGGUGGCCCCCACUUCUCUCAGACGUUUUCAUCUAGUGUCAGUGGCGAAGAGUUGAAUCAUGUGAGACAACCUGAAUCUGUAGAUGUUCAGAUCACAGGUUCAAGUACUGCUGUUAUUGGUUUAUCAGAUGAAUAUUUAUUACCUACCUGUUUACAAAAUGAGAAUGCCUCUUCCGAUGCCUGGCAGUCUUCUCAAGCACAAGCUUUUCAGUGGAGCUUUGAUCAAGGCGGCAGUGAACAGGGGGAGAGUUCAUCACAUAGCGUGGUUUACCAAAAUGAAGAAGGCAAAUGGGUUACUGAUCUUGCUUACUACAAGUCAUUUGAUAAUGAACAUGCUGCAGAUUUUUCUGGAACUACUGACAACCAGUUUGAGGGAGAUUUUAUUGCUGGAGCUGAUGCUAUAACAAAGCUAGCUGAAGACCAGGUUGAAUUUGAAAAGGAGCACAGAUUUAUUCAGGAAGAAAAGAUGGAUUUGGAAAAUCUCUCUGUUAGUCUGGGUGAUUCAUCAUGGAAGAUGCCGGUCCAUACAAAUGUUUUACUUAAAUCUAAUGUGGCAUCUGAUUUAUGUCCAGAAGAUGCAAGCUACUUGCGCCUCUCCUUAGGCGAGUUCUUUGGUCAGAGAUCAGAAGCCCUUGGGUGUCUUGGUGGAGGAGAAGAUGUUAAAAGGCCCUCUUUUGGUUAUUAUAUAAUCUCUCCUGAGAAGCAAGAGCCUUUUGCGCUGCUGAGGAAGUCUGACAUCUCAGAAAGCUCACAACAUGAUGACACCAUAAAGUUUUGUGAUGAUACCCUAACUCCAGAGGACCUUAAAUGUUUACCAGAUGAUCAGAAGCUAGUAUCGGCCACAUUCGAUGUGAGAACAUCGGAAAGAGAGUCUAAUUCAGAUAGACAAGUAGAGCAACACGAGGAAAGUUUGAUCUCCAAUACAGAGCCCCAACAGAUUAUCAAACAGGUGUCUCCAGAGCUAAAAUCUAACAAAACCCUUGAUGUCACAUUACUGAAUAUAAGUACAAUUGCCUCAGCCAUUGCAAAUGCCUCAUGCAGUGCAGACCCUUCGGAGUUGGCAGCUAUGAUACUAGCACUGUCGAAUAGAAAUAAAGGAAGUUUACCUCUUGAUGCAUCUGUAUAUAAUGAAUCUCUCAGGUGUUUUCAAACUUCCCUACAGAACUCAAAUUCUGGAAAGAUUUUUGACAUGGAGAAGUACUUGAAAGCCACAAUUAAUUUCCAAGACACUCAAAGUGAAAGUUUUGACCGCUCCUCCAUUAUGGAUUUUUUUGGGGAGAUGUCUCAGGGACAUAAGCAGCCUCUUACAACAGCUGGAAAUUUGGCUAAUAUUACAGAUGUUCAAAAACAAGAUUUGAUCAGACCGGAAAAUUCAAAAGCACUUCAAGUGGGUUGUGUAAAACCUUUGCCUGUAGAAGCAACACUUAAUGUCACCACUGUGAAACAUAGUGUUCCUCAUGGAAACCGCAAAAAGGAUGAUGCCCAAUCGCAUGUUCGUACUAGCCUGCCAAAGUCUGUUGAAUUGUCCGAUUCCAAAUGUCUUUCCAACCAACCCUCCAAUAGAGCUAGAGUGUGUGAUGGUAAAGUAAAUAAGCUUGACAAGGAGAACACGCAAUCUGCUACUCUUAUACCAGUUACUAGGCAAUCUGACCCAGUAGAUAAAUUAAAGAUAGCCUGUCAGCCAUCAGCCAGUAAUUCAGACCAAAGAGAAUGUGGAUCAUUAAAGCCUUGUCUUCAGGAGCGUGUAAGAGCGAAGUCUCCAAGAAAAUCCCCUUCCCACAUGUCAGACGAUCCGCCAGGUGUUAAGGAACCGUGUGGUGUUCGUGGGGAAGCUUCCCAAAAACAUGUUUGUUUUCAGCCAUCACCCAGUCGAAGAUUCAACGAGAAUAAAACUGUUGCAGAACAUGUUGCCCACACGGCGGAGGAAGAACAGUACAAUUUUAGACCUUCUACUUCCCCUUUGAUACACUCCUCUCCUAGCCAGGAUUCACUAAAGAUACCUGAAACCAGAUCUGGUGAUUCUCCACAAAGGCAAGAGUCGCUGCAGAAAUUUUCUCAUGAGCCUUCAUCGCCUGAUUCGUCAUGCCUCAGUCCUAGUCUAAGUAGGUUGACCUAUAUCUCCAUGACAGAGAACACAUUGCAGAAUUUAAGUAUUCGUAGUCCUGAAAAGAAAAAGACUAAUAAUACAAUUGAGCUGAGCACAACUAUAGUAAGAGCCAGUCCUACACCUUCAGAAAUGCAGCUUGCACGCAAUGACAAUUUAUCUUGGGAAGAUGACAAAAGUCAGAUGACCAACAAGCUUUCUAAACUGAUUAAAAGUCCAUCUGCUUUUAGAACUGUAACAGCCAAUGGGGUUGGAUGUAAAACCGAAGACCAUAAACAACUGAAUCCUACAUCUUUAUGUGGCAAAGACCAUAAUACUUUCUCAUGGCAAGAACAUGGCACAAAAUCAAGUCAAAUAUUGCCUUCUGCAACUGUGCCCCAGUCAGCUCUGCUGGAAAAGUACACUGUAAUGCAGCCCUCUACUGGUAAUCAAUGUGUGUGUGUCUCCGGCUUUAAACAAAUUGUACCAGAAAGUGAUGUACAGAAACAUCCAUCUUCAGUAUCUUCCCUGUUUUCUGGACAAUUCCCCUCCAGCACUGCAUUUACACAACCGCAUUUUGGAAAUGUAAAUCCAUUGGCUGCUUUUUCUGGGGGGAACACUGGUCUCUAUGGAGCUUCAACUGGAUACCACGUCUGUAAUUUUCCCACUCACAAUAUUCAAAACACAGUUACUGGAGUCCCUUUAAGUGCAAAUAUCGGUCCAGGAUUACUAGCUACUUUGCCAAUGAGUAGUUACACCGCAACCAAACAGAAUAUUGACCAUCAUAUCCAUUUGAUUGAAAGUCAGUCUGGAACAGAUGGACUUUCACAAUGGGCAGCCUCCAGAAUGUCAUCUGGAUUUGGGCAAGUUUUGGUCCCUGAAGAGAUUACUUUCCCCAGUGCCUGUUGUGUUGGAAUUGCAUCUCAAACAUCACUGAAUAUAUUUAACCCAAAUGAAAGAUGGAUGCAAGUUAAUAUUGGAGUUUUCAGUAUUGCAAUAAAUGGAGAAAAAAUUGACAUUGGGGCUCACCAGUGUCUGGUUUUUAAAAACAAGACCAUAAUUGGGCCUCGAGCAGCUGAAGACAUAAGAAUUCUCCUCCUGCCUCCGAGAUCUGGGCUUUUCCAGUGUGUUCUAUGUGUAUCAUCUUGGCCUGUUUCUGCUGACACUGAGACGAUUGUAAGGGCAGAAACAAUGGCUUCUAAAGUUCUUCUUGUUGCUGUUUCAGAAUAUCCGUUAAUUGAGGUAGACACAGGAACAAGUGAAGGCUUAGACUUUGGUGAUCUAUCAUCUGGCAGUUGGAAAUCUCUUCCUUUGAAACUGAUUAAUAAAACUCAUGCUACAGUGCCUAUCAGACUUAUUAUUAGUGCUAAUGCGACAGCAUGGCGCUGCUUCACCUUUUCCAAAGAUCCUAUUAACCUAGUAAAAGAAUUUGCUGUACAUACAGAUCCUGUUUCUAAGAUGUCCUUGCCCUCUGUCAUAAGUCAUGUUAUGCAAGCAUCAUUUGAUCGCCAGGAGCAUGAGUAUAUUGCAGUUUGGGUUGUGUUUCAUGCACCACAGACUUACAACUCUGCAGGGACCCUUGGCCCACCAGAAGAGUUUGCAGCAAAGGUUGAUAUUGAAAUUGACAGCCCAGGCCCAGCAUGCAUGCUAAAAAGUAUCCCAUUAAGAGCAAGGGUUGGUUGUGCGAGGAUACAUGCCCCUAAGGACUUGCAGACUAUCCGUUUAACCUGUAGCUAUGGAUCAUCUGCCAAACAACUGCUGCCUUUAAAAAAUGCAGGGAAUAUUUCUGCUCAUUUAAAAAUUAUGUGUCCAAAUGAGGAUGGUUUUUCUAUAGAUCCCGAAGAUUUGUUUCUUGCACCAGGGGAAGAACAAAUGAUUGCAAUUAAGUUCUCUCCACGUCAUGUAAAUGCAAAACAAAGUAUCUUGAAAAUCAUGGUCCAGCCAGCAGGUCCACAGUAUGAAGUUAUGUUGGUUGGAGACAUUGAGCAUUCAGGAAACACAAAUUCUGCUGCCAUUAGUUACUCGGAUGUUCCAUCAAUUCUUUCCAACAAACAAUUCAUAGCAUGGGGAGGAGUUGGUGUUGGAAGAACAGUACAACAAAAAUUGAUACUAAGGAACACGUCUGCAACUUCAAGCCAGCAGCUCCGUCUUAUAAUAAGGGGACAGGACCAAGACUGCUUUCAGUUGCAAAGUAUGUUCGGUUCAGAAGAGCGUUUGACAAGCAAUCGUGAGCUCACAAUCCGUCCUAAAGAAGAUUCAGCUGUCCACAUGAUGUUUUCUCCCACACGCGUAGGCUGCAUGUUGGCCAAGCUGGAAAUUAAACAGUCAGGAGUUAAAUCUUCACAACCAGGCAUUAAAUUUACUAUUCCUCUAUCCGGCUAUGGUGGCACGAGCAAUAUAAUACUUGAAGAUGUGAAAAAGUUGUCGGACAGCUGCGUUUUGACCAUAAAUGGUGUAUUGCCUGGUAGAAUAAGCAAAGCUAGCUUCUCUGUCAGGAAUACAGGCUCCAGAGCUGCUUAUGUUAAAGCAGUCUGUUUUGUUAAUAUAGAGAACAAUGUCGUUAUGGAUCCAAAUGUGCUUUUUCUUACGCCAGACAAAUUUGUUCUCAAAGAAGGAUCACUAGAGAUAGUUACAAUAUCCUGCAAUACAAGAAAUCAAGAGAUGCAUCAUCAGUUGAACAAAUUAUGUACAGUGUGUUUUUUCUAUGGUGAUGAGGUGUCACGACAGCAGUUUCGCAGGGCAGUACUAUACAAGCCAGAAGUGGCCCAAAAAGUCAUUGCCGAGUAUUCAAAGUUAAAAAAUACAAGAUUUGAUGAAGAGUUCCCAGAUGAACAGCUGGUCUGUGAAGUCUAUGAUUUGCCUCAAAGACCAAAUGACAUCCAGCUUUUCUUUGGAAAUAUGCGCAAAGUUGUGCUAUCUGUUGUUGGAAGCACCGAUAUUACCAUAGCCAGCACAUCGGUUCAACCAUCUGUAGGCACUGGCUUAGACGGAACUGCUCAAAAUACACAAAGAAACAUUCGUAACACAUCUUUGGAUGAUCUGCCUGUCAAAGGCCCUCAAGGACCUCAUUUGUCAAAUGCUGAUAUACCUUUAAGAAAUGGCAACAGCUCUGAAAAUACUUUUAUGGUGCAACCAGAGUGUCUCCGGUUAAAACUUUCAACUAAAGAUGGAGUGCCUGGAACAGGUCAAAUCCAGAUCCACAACAACUCUUCACGAUUGUUAGAGUAUGAUUUAUCUUGGCCAGCUCACUGGCUUACCAUAACACCACAGCAUGGAAACAUUGAGCCACAGAGUCGCACACUAAUACUUGUAAGUCCAAAUCCAUCUUUAUCCAAAAAGAAGACUCUGUUGCCAUGGAGUGGUCAGAUUUAUGUGCACUGUGAUAAUGGACAAAAGAUUGUUAAAGUCCAAAUUAAUGAUGACACUACAAUGAGUGGGCCUAGAGAUGGAGGUCGAAAAUCCCUUCCAAUGUUUUCACCUGGCAUAGAGACCCCUGUUCACGUGGCAAAACCUCUACCUAAAACUUCAUCUGUACUUGAAAUAAAGAAUCCCACCCUUGUAUUUCCUAAAACAGCAGCAGGUGAAAGCUCAGAAACUUUUUUGGAUGUUGAAAAUCCCGGUAAUGAAAAUGUUAAAUGGCAUCUCUCAUCUUUUGCACCCCCCUACGUAAAGGGAGUUGACUGCAGUGAUAUUUAUCGUGCCACCUACACAGUUUUCAGAUGUUCUCAAGUGUCGGGUGUGCUUGCAGCACUUGACAGAUUAAAGCUACCAGUUACUUUCUACCCCAGAGAUAAGGGUGACUAUACCCAAUUUUGGGACCUUGAAUGUCAUCCAAUAUCAGAACCACAUUUCAAGCAUAAAGUGAGAUUUCAAAUGUGUGGAGAAGGUACCAUUAUUGAAAAUGUGUUGGUGAGAGCUUCUACUCAUGCUUUAGUAAAUGAAGUUCCAGAUCAUCCAAGAAGAAGAUCCGGCUCUGAAGCUUCUUCAUUGAGAACUGUGCAAGAUGUGACUGCAAAGGGAGUUUUUGCUUCAGACCAGUUAUAUACUUUUCCUCCUACACCAGUUGGUGAAUCCAAUACCUUAAAAGUAAACCUACGAAACAACUCUUUUACAACAUACAUGCUGAAAUUUGUUAGUCCUAAAGAGCCAUUUCAUAUGAAGCAUUCCAAAUAUUCCUUGAGACCUCACCACUAUAUCAACAUACCAGUGAAAUUCAAACCAUCCACCAUGGGCAAGUUCGAAGGCUGCCUUGUUGUUCAGACAGACGCCGAAGAUAUUUGUAUUCAACUUGUUGGUGAAGCACUGGCCAAGAGAUGAUGUUUCCUGAACAAUCUAAUAUUACUGUUAGACAUUCACAUGCAGAAUUGAAAAAUAUAAUAAAAUAUCAGGAUCAGUAAGGCAAAGUGCUGUAACCUAUUCCAGCCAAUCAAAUCAUCUUUAGCUAACCUGACUACAGUAAAUUGGAAGCUGUUUACUGCACUUUGCACAUUAAUAUUUUGCACAGCUUUAUUGGUUAAACCCAUAUGAAUUUUCAUGGUUUAAACUAGUGAUGCACUUUUGGUAGUACUAUACAUACCGUACACAUUAGGAUAUAUGGCUAUGCCUAUUUUGUACUCUUUCCUUGGUUAAACAAUGGAGUUCAUGUACCAAAACUGGAUAGUGCAUCUGCAAUCUGGUGCAGCUGUGCAUAGUAGCUAGUCAUCUUCUAACUUCAGCUUGUUCAAUUUGACAAAAAAAAGUUAGCUGAUUGCUUUGUGUAGAACUGCACCAGUUUUGCACACUCCAGUUUUAGUAAAUCAACCCCAUUUCUAAGCUAAUCUGUAGAGAAUGUAAUUGAAAAUAAGUUUUAGUGUUGUAUGUCCAUGUACAGUGGAAAUAUUUUAAAGGCACGGUUUUAUUUCCCCUAACAAUUUUUUGUUGGAGGCAGUGGUGCAAAAGUCCCAUUUAGUAUUGCAGAGCGAGGGAGGUUAGGAUAUAGACUGGAAGUGUAGGCUUGCAUAUAGUGACAUGUGAAACCCAAUAAUGUGGAUUACCUGCACUGAACUUGACGUCUGCCUCUGUCAGAUGGUUCUGGCAAAACAUUAUACAAUUUUCUUGUAGAAUUACCAAAACCAUAUAAUAUGAGGUCAGAUUAAACACUUUUAGUUUGUACGCAAUCAGGCAGGCCCUUGUACUACAUAAUUGAAGGUAAAACUUAAGGCAAUUAAAUAAAGUUGUAUAAUAUAUGGCCAGCCUUUUUCAGCCCUUUUAUUCUCCCUCAGUCUCCCUAGCCAACUGGUUAGGAAUGAGAUUUCUCUCACACUGCGAGAUACUGUAGCAGAAACAUCAAUGUCCUGUUCACAUUUCUCGACUUAAAAGCAUAACCUGCUACAAACCGUACACCAUGCUUUUGAAUUAUGCUCAUUCAGCUUUUUCAGAUGCAAUGACUUGAGGUGUGUUUUUUUUUAAAUGAGCUUUUUUUUUUUUUUUUUUUCCAUCUGGGCUAAUCAAAUUGAGUGUCAGAAUGUGUAAAUGUGCAUUACAAAGCAUCAGCACUUUUCAGUGUGUGUAUAUCUUUUAAGUUUGACACUGAACAUGCUUUGUCUUUUUCAGCUCUCUCCAUUUGAUAUAAAUAUAUUUAUUUCUCCAGUAGUGAUCUUUUUUUCCAGUUUUGAGAAUGUUCUAUUUGAUACCCAGAUUUGUAAAUUUGAUAUGUCAUUUGUGUUCUUUUGCAUGUAUUUAAUGUGCGUGAAAUACUUGUCCAAAGACUCCAUCAAUGUGCCUUAGACUUCUGCUGUGCUCUCAAUUUGAGGAAGUAAGCUUUCCUGGUUAAUAAAAUUUGGUGAACUAAGGUAAAUUAAAUGAGCAAUAAAGUUAUUUCUAAUUUUUGAU